This is a messenger RNA of Phascolarctos cinereus (koala), 2114 nucleotides long. It is a transcript of the gene FNDC8, whose product is annotated as fibronectin type III domain containing 8. Gene Ontology annotation, molecular function: protein binding. The record is from RefSeq and is a predicted model, not a curated record. NCBI's taxonomy places the organism in Eukaryota, Metazoa, Chordata, Mammalia, Diprotodontia, Phascolarctidae.
CCCUCCUAGGGUUGUUGUAAAGAUUGAAUGAAAUGAUAAUUGGGAAGUGCUUAGCACAGGUGCCUGGCAGAUGGUAAGCCCUACGUAGAUGCUAGCUAUUGGUGAUGAUGAUAAUGAUGACACUGAGGCCCAAAGGGAAGUGAAACUUGCCUAAUGGUCCCACAGCUAGUGACAAUAAAAACUGAAAGUCAAGUCUUCUGAUUCUUACAUCAGAAUUUCUUCCCCUACAUCAUCAACACAAAUCAACAUGUCUCCCUGUUCCCCCAAAAGUGCAUGUGCAUGAAGAAAAUCCAUAGAUUUCAGAGAAAGUCUGGAGUUUCCCUAUUUGAAACAUUCAACUAACCCACCCAUCACACCCCCACCCACCCACAUUUAUCCUCUCUCUCAUCCCCAGGUCCUCUGAUUUCUCUCCCUUCCAUCUAUCUCUGGUCCUGGCUAUCCUGUACCACAGUGACAUCAUGGCAGUAGCCACCAAUCGGGGGCAGGGGAAACCUAAUUGUGACAGUUUGGUAUCAUGGUGACAUCACCCCUAGUCGCCCCCCAAAAUUAAGGGCUGCAGAGGCUCCAUUGACAGUUUGUAUCUGCUUCCAGCCUGCUUGGUUACUGAGCCUCUUGGUCUGACUUUGUCGAAGGCAGAUGGCAUCCGGGGUCCUCUGGAGAGUGGAAGAGGAGGAUGAGGAGGAUUUGGACCAAAAUAUUUCCAACAAGAAGGAUCCGUUCAGCCAAUUUAAGAAGUCAUUCCCAAUUCAUGUGGAUCGGAGGUUCUCUGUCCAGGGGUUCACUGCCUCCCCAAGACGCACUAAGCCCACCCUUGUUGAGGAAGGAGAUUCAGAAGAGAUUAAGCCUUUCCAGUUUGAAGAGUCUAGCUCUGAAGACACCAGCACCUCCCCCUUUUCCACCGGCCCGCUGAACCCAUUCAAAUUUUCCCUGAACCAGCCCAGCAGCCACAUCUUAGAAUUGUUGGAAAGACAGCUGACAAAGCUCAGCUUGGCCUCCUUGGCCAAGAACAAUGAGAUGCAGGGCCAGUCCAUCUGUUCCAGCCAUUCCAAGCCCCUAGUGACGAACUUCGUCCCCCUGGAUCUGGACAACCCUGAGACGGAUGCAGACACCACCAUCUCUGCUCCCCCAGAGUCUUCUGUGGUUAUGGACGUCCCUGAAGCCCCCUUCAUCUGUGAGCAUACCGUCAGCGACUCCACAGCUGUGAUCACCUGGAACAGGAGCCAAGGCAAGCAGCGGGUGAGCUUCUACCAGGUUCUCCUGCAGGAGAUGGAGCUAAAGAAACACAAGGUGAAGAAUGAGAUGCCCAGGGAAAAAUACCACCCUUGGAUCUUCAACCAGAUCAUAGGCACAACUGUCAAGCUCAUGGAACUGAAACCGAACACCAAGUACUACAUCAGUGUCCGAGCGGCUAACCCAGCAGGCCCAGGGGAAUGGUGCAAACCCUACAAAGUGAGCCCCCAGGCCCGUCGUCCCUGGAGAGGAGGGGGAGAGUGGAAGGGAGCUGGGAGGCGCAGUCAGCACCAACUGCAGAAAGGGAGAGACAGACAGACACACAGACACACAGACAGAAAGACAGAACCUUACUUCAUGGCCAUUUACAAGCUGGAAUGAUAGAUUUACACAUAGCCCUUUAAAGUUAGCAAAGCACUUAACAAACAUCAUCUCAUUUCAUCUUCACAAUUACCUUGGGAAGGAAGGUAAUGUAUUAUUUUCCCAUUUUACUGAUAGGGAAACUGAGGCAGGCAGAGGUCAAGUUACUUUCUCAGAAUCACACAGCUAGUAACUGAGGUCAGAUUUGAACUCCAAUCCCAGCAUCACCUGUGCCACCUUAACUGCCCCCAAUUCCAUGCAAAAUCUUCCCAUUUUUUAUUUUUACUGUUACUGUAAGCCUGGUAAAGAAUAUGGGCUUUGGCAUCUCAAGACCUAGGUUUAGCUUUGGGCUCUGCUCCCUACUAUCUCUGUAACUUCAGGCAGGCUCACUUGAAGCUCUCUAGGCCUCAGCUUCCUCCUCCACAAAAUGAGGGGAUUGGUGCUAAAUGAAUUUCUUAGGUUCCUUUUAGUUUUUAAAAAUCUGUCAUCCUACCAGAGAUGUGGACCCACAAUUAAGCUUUCAA